Neocloeon triangulifer is the source of this 3120-nucleotide messenger RNA. Its product is annotated as ankyrin-3-like. The transcript has 2 exons. NCBI's taxonomy places the organism in Eukaryota, Metazoa, Arthropoda, Insecta, Ephemeroptera, Baetidae. The record is from RefSeq and is a predicted model, not a curated record. The coding region runs from base 269 to 2806 and encodes 845 amino acids. Gene Ontology annotation, molecular function: protein binding.
ACGGCCAACAUAACAACAACAAAACAAAAAACAAAGCAAAAAGAGAAAGUAGGAGGAAGAGGAAGAUCGGAGCCGGAGGUACAGCGGACGUGGGCAGCUUGUGGGCAUCGGCAGCAAAGCAAAGCAUAGGCCUAAAAGAUAAGAUAAAUUAUACGGACCUGCUGUUCCUGAUACAUAAGCUUCCUGGUGCAGGUGCCCGACUGCACGACACAAGAUGCAGAGGGACCACAACCAACAAAUUCACUAAUUUACUGUGGGUGGUCUUAAAAUGUGCCGUGGUGAGGUAGAGGAGUCCACUAAAAAAAGUAUAGCAGGCGAAAAUCCAAUAAAUGCCCUUAUUCAAGACCUGGACCAGAAUCUCCAAUUUGAGGGUGGAAAAACUGAACUCCAUGAUGCAGCUGAAAAAGGAAAUCUGCAGUUGGUCGAGUCGCUGCUGGAGGAUGGCGCCGACCUUACAAAGAAGUCGAGGCGUGGCUGGACAGCACUGCACUACGCGGUCAAGAGUUGUGACCUUGAAACAGUCAAGUAUUUGGCUCUAACACAAGAGAAGUGCCUUAUCUCUAUAAAAAGCAAUGCCGGAUCAACCGCCCUUCACAUGGCAGCUGUUUAUGCAGGCGAAGAUGUCUGCAAAUUUUUUAUUGAGAAUGGUGUUGAUGCUGCUGCUUUCAACAGCAACGGCAUGAAUGCCAUGCACAAUGCCUGUCGGAAGGGAAAUCUUGAAAGCCUAAGGUACCUUCUCAGCCAAGAGGAAUUUUUCAAUUUGGAUGAAAAGACACGGAAAAAACAGGGCGCCUUACAUUUAGCAACUACAUCCGGCAACUUAAAUUUGAUUGAGUUUUUAAUGAACAGAGGUCUUGACUGCAAUGAACCUGAUUCCAAGAAAUACACACCAUUUCUGAUUGCUGUAGUUGCUGCAGAUGUUAGCUUUGUGCGCUUUUUUGUUGAGCACGGAGCUGACUUGCAUUCAAAAAAUGGGGAUGGUAAAAAUGCCAUGCAUUUAGCUUCUCAAGAAGGAAGAUUGAAAACCUUGAAAUAUUUGGUAAGCGUGGCUAAGUAUAAUGUUUGUGAAAAAGACAUGGAAGGCAACCAAGCCAUUCAUCUUGCUGUAGUAGUGAGUGAGCACCUUGGUAUUGUUGAUUUUCUCUUGGAAAAUGGAGCCGACAUUGAUGCCCGAACAGUAAUACGAGAUUUAACUCCGUUGUUGCUGGCAGCGCAGAAUUGCAAACUUGAGACAUUUAAAUUUUUGCUUGAGAGGGGCGCUGACCUGAAUGCCGAGGACAACAUGUACCACGACGCAUUUCACAAGGCUUGUGAUGGAGAUAACUUAGAGGUGGCAAAAUAUCUAGUUGGCAUUGGCAAGUUUGACUUGAACAAGAGGAACAUCAACGGAAAGACACCCUGGAUCAAAUUAGCUCGCAAUGAGAGCGUUGAAUUUAAACGCUACCUUGUCGAGUUGGGUGCAGACAUCCACUCCACAGACAAUUUCAACCUAUGCGCCCUGACAAUUGCAGCGCAAUUUGGCGAUGUGCAAAACUGCAGAUACCUUUUAUCCCUUGGACUAGACUUUGAUGUGCUCACCAAAGAAGGCGGAAAUGCUCUGCAUCAGACUUGUAUCUCUGGCAAUGUGUCAACGGCUAGAUUCAUCAUAGACUUGGGACGCCUAGAUGUAAAUGGCACAUUUAAAAAUGGUUUGACCCCACUCCAUGUUGCUGCAAGCAAAAGUCACAUUGACAUGAUCAAAAUGCUUUUGGAAAAGGGUGCAGAUAUAAGGAAAAAGAAUGAUCAUGGUCUUCUUCCCUUCCACAGCGCUGCUAGAUCAGGAGACAUGACAACGGUAAAAUAUUUUGUUGAUAACGGUUUCCUGGAUGAGAAAACUUUUCGAAAUGAAACAGCACUCCUCUUGUCCUGCUACAAUAAGCACUCUACUGUUACACAGUAUCUAUUUGAAAAGGGCUCAGACCCAAAUGUUGUCGAUUCAGUGGGUCGAAAUUUAUUUCUGGUUGCGUGCUUUGCAAACAUCAAAGAUACUAUUAUAUUUUUGAUUAAGAAUGGGUUUGAUCCAUCUGUUGAAAACAAGUAUGGUGAAGGUGCAGUGCACAUUGCAGCCAAAAAGAACAAUGUGGGCCUUAUGAAAUACCUGGUAGAAGAGCAGAAACUAAGUGUAAACCAACUUAUGAAAAAUCGGUCGACACUUUUGCACUCUGCGGCAGAGUUUGGAGGACCCUCUGCUUGUUCCUGGCUCCUACUGCACCCUGAUGUGGACGUGCGCGCAGAGAAUAGAAAUGGAAACGAUGCCCUGCAAUGUGCUUGUGCAGGAAACAUGCUGGAGAAUGUUAGAGUACUUUGGGACAGCGGCAAGUUCCGGGUGAACAAGAAGAACAAAUUUGGUCACACUGUGUUGCACCUGGCAGCUGAAAAAGGCUCGCUUGAUUUGGUGCAGUUCUUGGUGGAGACUGCUGGCGCGGAUGUGACCAGAGCAGACUUUGAUAAGUGGACACCAGUGCAUGUAGCCGCCAAGUUUGCAGAUUUAGAGGUAAAUGAGUACCUCGUAUCAAAGCAGGACUCGGCCCUUUACCAGAAAAACUGCAAUAACCAUUUACCCUUGGACGUAGCUGCGCAAAACAGAGACAAAUCUGUUCUGGAAUUUUAUGAGAGUAGAACUAAGAUUGUGAUGCAAGACUUUGGGCCAAAAAAUGAACAGAGAGGAGGUUGGAGAAACGAGCGGAAUCAAACGUCAACACAAUCUCGAAAUACGAGGGACCCAGCUUAUGGCCAUCAGCUUUUUAACUCUAAUUGGAGGUCCUGAUUUUUUGCGCCUCUGAUUCUGUGAGCUUUACAAUUUUUGACAUAUUUUUAUAUAAUUAUUGCUUUUUUUUUUACAUAUUUUAAUAUUUUGGUGUUGGCCGGCCAGCAGUGUGCUUCUUAUGAAAAGCACAUUUUUGUGAUUAAAUAACUGAUACACAUUUUAUACAAAAUUGGUUGCGAAUAUGGGGGAAAACUAUGUUUACUAAUAAGAAAAGAAAUGUAAGACUAUCAUCAGUGACAACAUAAAAUAAUUCUAUUAAAAACUGACUGUAAUAAAACUUUUAUGAUUAAAAAUGAAACAAGCUUUUUUUCUAU